Sphaeramia orbicularis (orbiculate cardinalfish) is the source of this 9593-nucleotide messenger RNA. RefSeq names its product insulin-like growth factor 1a receptor (gene igf1ra). The transcript is spliced from 21 exons. Bases 1 to 4248 code for a protein of 1415 amino acids. Gene Ontology annotation, molecular function: ATP binding; insulin receptor activity; insulin receptor substrate binding. NCBI's taxonomy places the organism in Eukaryota, Metazoa, Chordata, Actinopteri, Kurtiformes, Apogonidae. The record is from RefSeq and is a predicted model, not a curated record. Gene Ontology annotation, cellular component: plasma membrane; axon; insulin receptor complex. Gene Ontology annotation, biological process: positive regulation of phosphatidylinositol 3-kinase/protein kinase B signal transduction; insulin-like growth factor receptor signaling pathway; regulation of JNK cascade.
AUGUUCAAGAACAUGAGAUCUGACACACCGAUGUGUAGCCCGACCUUGUUUUGGGGUUUGAUGCUGUCUGUCUCCAGUUUGUGCAUAUGGUCCACAUAUGGAGAGAUCUGUGGUCCGAGUAUCGACAUCCGAAAUGAGAUCAGCGAGUUAAGGAGGUUGGAGAACUGCACGGUGGUGGAGGGCUACCUGCAGAUCCUCCUCAUCAACGACAAGACCAACAACAUCCACCAAGAGGUCUUCCACUCUCUCAGCUUCCCCAAGCUGACGGUCAUCACCGACUACCUGCUGCUGUUUCGCGUCUCUGGCCUUACCAGCCUGAGCACACUCUUCCCCAACCUUAGUGUCAUCCGUGGCCGCAAUCUCUUCUACGACUAUGCCCUGGUGAUCUAUGAGAUGACCAGCCUGAAGGACAUUGGGCUUUACAACCUGAGGAACAUCACCCGGGGAGCCGUUCGGAUAGAGAAGAACCCUGAGCUCUGCUACGUGGACUCGGUGGACUGGUCUCUUAUCAUGGACGUUCAGGCUAACAACGUUAUCAAUGGGAAUAAGGAGGCUAAAGAGUGUGACAACGUCUGCCCUGGUAUCAUGGAGGAUAACCCUCUGUGUCGAAGAACGGACUUUAAAAACAACUACGACUACCGCUGCUGGACAUCCAACCAGUGUCAGAAAGUAUGCCCAAAACACUGCAAGUAUGCCUGCACAGACAAGGGGGAGUGUUGCCACAGUCAGUGCCUGGGCAGCUGUACCGAACCUGACAAUGACAUGGCCUGCGCUGUCUGCCUCCACUACCACCACGAGGGACGCUGCGUGCAGAAAUGUCCCCCAGAUACGUACAUAUUUGAGGGCUGGCGCUGCAUCACCAUGGACCUGUGCGCUCAAGUACACCUGCCCGGAGACACUCACUUUGUCAUCCACGGGGGAGAAUGUAUGCUUGACUGCCCCUCAGGCUUCACACGCAAUGAGUCUAAUCGUAUGUUAUGUACCGCCUGCAAUGGUCUGUGCGAUAAGAUCUGCCCGUCUGCUGUGAUCGACUCUGUGGAUGCUGCUCAGUCUCUGAAGGACUGCACCGUCAUUGAUGGCAAUCUGGAUAUCAACAUUCGGCGCGGAAAUAACAUAGCGUCUGAGCUGGAGAGCUUCAUGGGAUUGAUUCAGACAGUGACGGGCUAUGUGAGGAUUCGACACUCCCACACACUUGGCUCUCUGUCCUUCCUCAAGAGUCUGCGUUACAUCAAUGGGCAGGAGCUCUUGGACAAGCUGUACGCUUUUUCUGCCUUUGACAACCAGCACCUGCAGUACCUGUGGGACUGGAGUCAACACAACUUGACUAUUCGGACCGGGCGUCUCUUCUUCCGUAUGAACCCAAAACUCUGCAUGUCUGAGAUCCACAAGAUGUGGGAAAAAACGGGAAUAACUGUGAAGCCAGAACGGGGUGAUUUCCGUAACAACGGUGAAAGAGCCAGCUGUGAGAGCCACAUCUUGAAGUUUAAAUCCAACUACACCUCAAGCAGCUGGAUUAGACUGUCAUGGGAGCGCUACCAGCCACAAGACUAUGCAGACCUUGUCAGCUUCAUAGUCUACUAUAAAGAGGCUCCUUUCCAGAACAUCACUGAAUUUGACGGCCAGGAUGGUUGUGGCUCAAACAGCUGGCACAUGGUGGAUGUCGAUCUUCCUCAGGAUCCAAAUACUGACCCAAAAAUCACUCUUCAUCAUCUCAAACCCUGGACACAGUAUGCGAUUUUUGUGAAGGCCAUCACCCUGCAGGUGGAGGACAAACACGUUACCGGGGCGAAGAGUGAUAUUGUUUACAUCCGCACACGACCUUCCUUGCCAUCUAUGCCUAAAGACACCCGUGCCUACGCCAACUCCUCAACCAAACUAGUGGUAAAGUGGUCACCUCCAGCCUUUCCCAACGGAAACCUGACCUACUACCUGAUCCGCUGGCAGCAGCAGCCGGAGGACAGGGAGCUCUACCAACAUAACUACUGCUCCAAAGAGCUCAAGAUCCCCAUUCGGAUCCCAGCGACAGAGUUCACCGACAUGGAUGAGAACACCAGGCCCACCAAGUCAGAUCUGGCGGGAACAGAGAACGGCCCGUGCUGUGGUUGCCCAAAGACACAGGAGGAGAAGGACCGCGAGAGUGAUGAACGCUUCUAUUUAAAAGUUUUUGAGAACUUCCUUCACAAUGCCAUCUUCCUGCCGAGACCACCAGACCGCCGACGCAGAGAUAUUUUUGGUGUGGCUAACAACACUCUGAACGAUGGUAGAGGAAACACCACUUUUGCCCAUGGGGAUAACAGUACAGAAGGCAUCCCCCCUAUCAGGGAGUACCCCUUCUUGGAGGACAAGAGCACAACAGAGUAUUCAGAGAUCUCUAAUCUACGGCCUUUUACUGUCUACCGUAUUGAUAUCCAUGCCUGCAACGAGGAGGUGAGGCAUUGCAGCGCUGCAGACUUUGUGUUCUCCAGGACCAAACCUGCAGACAAAGCAGAUGACAUCCCUGGAAAGGUGGUCUAUGAGAUUGUUGAUAAGGCUGUGGGGUGUGUGAUGCUGCGCUGGCCUGAGCCUGUCAUGCCCAAUGGACUCAUCCUGAUGUAUGAGAUCAAGUUCCGUCUGGGCCCCGAGCCUGAGAAACAUGAGUGUGUGUCUCAGCAACAUUUCCGUGAGCACAGAGGAGCUCGGUUAACCAACCUGGGCUCGGGGAAUUACUCUGCUCGUGUACGCGCCACCUCUCUAGCGGGAAAUGGCUCCUGGACGGAAAGCAUAUACUUCUAUGUGCCUCCGCCUCAACGAAACAAUAUAGAUAAGCUGUACUUGGUCAUCAUAAUUCCCAUCAUAGUGACAUUCCUCAUUGCCAGUCUCAUCACGAUUCUCUUCUUUGUUAACAAAAAGAGAAAUAGUGACAGACUUGGAAAUGGAGUCCUUUAUGCUUCUGUCAACCCAGAAUACUUCAGUGCUGCAGAGAUGUACGUCCCGGAUGAGUGGGAGGUAGCCAGGGAGAAGAUCACUAUGCACAGGGAGCUGGGCCAGGGCUCCUUUGGCAUGGUGUACGAAGGCAUCGCCAAGGGAGUGGUCAAGGAUGAACCUGAGACACGAGUGGCCAUCAAGACGGUGAAUGAGUCUGCGAGCAUGAGGGAGCGAAUCGAGUUUUUGAAUGAAGCUUCUGUCAUGAAGGAGUUCAACUGUCACCAUGUGGUGCGGCUGCUGGGCGUGGUCUCUCAGGGGCAGCCAACCUUGGUGAUUAUGGAGCUGAUGACCCGUGGAGAUCUCAAGAGCCACCUGCGCUCUCUUCGUAAAGAAAACUCCACCAGCCAGGUCCUGCCACCGCUCAAAAAGAUGAUUCAAAUGGCCGGGGAGAUCGCCGACGGCAUGGCGUACCUAAAUGCCAACAAAUUUGUCCACAGAGAUCUGGCUGCCAGGAACUGCAUGGUAGCUGAGGACUUCACUGUGAAGAUUGGAGAUUUUGGCAUGACCAGAGAUAUUUAUGAGACGGAUUACUACAGAAAAGGAGGGAAGGGCUUGCUGCCUGUCCGCUGGAUGUCUCCUGAGUCGCUGAAAGAUGGCGUGUUCACUACAAUGUCUGAUGUCUGGUCAUUUGGUGUUGUGCUGUGGGAGAUCGCCACCUUAGCAGAGCAGCCGUACCAAGGCAUGUCCAAUGAACAAGUGCUUCGAUUUGUCAUGGAAGGAGGACUCUUGGACAAACCUGACAACUGCCCUGACAUGCUGUUCGAGCUGAUGAGGAUGUGCUGGCAGUAUAACCCCAAGAUGCGUCCGUCUUUCCUGGAGAUCAUCAGCAGCAUCAAAGAAGAACUGGAUCCUCCCUUCAGAGAAAUGAGCUUCUUCUACAGCGAGGAGAACAAGCCGCCGGACACCGAGGAGCUGGAUAUGGAGGUAGAAAACAUGGAGAACAUUCCACUGGACCCUGCAUCCACCAGGCAGCCCUCUACUGCCACCGGACCCUCGUCAGGAUGUACGGGAGGGACACCGCCUUCGUCUGCACAGCAGUUAUCGCCCAUGCAAGGGCCUAGUACUCCCUUACUGGGAUCUGUGUCUCCCUCCUCCCCGGGCCCGGUUGCCUCAGCCUUGGCGUCGCCGAGCCAAGAAUUGGACAAGCACUCAGGACACGUUUCGGCCAACGGGCCUGUGGUGGUGCUGCGGCCCAAUUUUGACGAGAUGCAACCCUAUGCACACAUGAACGGGGGCAGAAAGAACGAACGGGCGUUACCACUGCCCCAGUCGUCGGCCUGCUGAUAUCAGCCCCCCCUGUGGCCAGACCAGCCCCUCUUCCUCCUCCUUUUACACAGGGUAACAUGAACCUCUCCUCUAUCUCUUAAGGAGGGAUGGACGAGGUAAGAAAUGACAUUCUUCUACUGUGUGCCAGUAGACGGUCUCUCCACUUCUUCAAGGUCAAAUAUAAACUGUAUAAACUGAAAAAUAGCACAGAAACCUGCUAAAGCAUGUGGAGUUUGGUGGUUCAGACUCAACACUGGGGAACUCCUUCCUGUGCAGCCUGUAUUGUAGUCUUUGUUACAUAAGUCCUUCAAGAAGGAAAACUCUACAGGCAUUUACCCCAAUAAACAGAUUACGGAAGGCAUGAACUUGAGAAAAUAAUUUUUUUAGCAUAUCUGCCAGCAAAUCCAACAGAAGAGCACUUUUUCCUGAUGAUUUCAGAGAGGAUGUUGUGGAUAUCUGAGUGUGUAUUUAUACAAACACAUGAUUCUCUCUAUAAUAUGGUAUAACUCCAUUUCUCAAAUGACUUUCCAUCAAAAGGACUUUUCUUUCUAUGAGCGGACGGGCUCAUGUCAUGUAAGGAUGCCUCGGUUUGAAAGUUUCAAUGUUUAUUUCCUGUUGGUAUUUCUGUGGAUGUAGAUCCCAUCAGGAGUGGGUCAAAAUGGAAGAGGAGGGCCUAUUGUGUAUCUGCCAAAACUAUUGCCAAAUCAAGCUUUUUCCUAAAUUUUGUACAGGUCUCCCUUCUUCUUUUUUUUUUAAGGCUGUGAUUCAGAGUUGGCAUGAGUCUAAUAUUUGUACUUUUGCUUUUUUUUUUUUUAGUACCAACUGCUCCUUUAGCAGCUGUGUGUAUACAGUAUUAACUGAGAUGUCCUGCAUUCACACCUGCAGUCAAGGUUUUCUCAGAAUAUGCAGCAUCUGCAAUGAGGGUGGAAUAAAUCUAACCAUGUGAUACUUAGAUGAGAAACACUACAUUUCUAUUUAAGCGAAUUGCACAUAUUUUAAAGUAGCCUGGAAAAAAAUGUAAGUUAAAGUACUUGUGUUUUAGUCAAUUGAGCUCUAACAGGAAGUCCAUAUAAAGACAGAUUGAAAUAACUUCAUAGUUGCUUUAAGUUCCUGAUGAAAGUUGCUGUAAUUAUUAAUCCAAGUGUACAAAAGUGGUACAUGACAUGACUUUUAAAAAGCCAGUAUUCUGUUGCUGGUGACAGACAGGCUUAUCAAAACCUGCUUUUAUACCACCCACAUUUAUUAAAAUUGGAGCAUAAGUGAAUUUCCUUCGCCUGCGGGGAAGUAUACAUGCGACUUAAGUCAGUCAACUCUAAAUCACAGCCUCAGUCUGUCUUUGGUUUAGAAAAAUCUUAAAACACAAACGCGCCAUAGAUCUCUCCCACUGCAAAUCACUCAACUUCACAAUUGAGGGAUACAUCUCUGCCUCCACUUCCAUUUGAUUUAAACCUUAUCUGUCAUUUUUUUAUGUGUGCAUUUCAUGUGGGAGGUGAACAUCAUUAACUGCUUUUCAAAAAUACACAGACACCAAAUACACCACAACAAACAGAGACUAAGACCUGAGACAAAAAAAAAGACUGAAAAAAAAAAAAGAGGUGGUGGAUCAGUAAAGAUUUUAGUAGCCUAGAGAUAACUUUUUCACCACAGCCGAUCUCUCAAAUAGUCAUUCGUUUCUCUACAUUUCAAACGCAUAUAAAGGUCUUACAGUUGUAUUUGAGACUGCAGGAUCGUUUUUAUACACAUCAUCGGUUUGUCACUUUUUUAACCUUUUUACGGUUCAAAAUGUUUGCCUCUAUGUCUGUACAGAACAAAGCUGCUAUUUUAUUCUUUUCCUCUUUUGGAUGUUAUAUAUAAAGAAAUUCUUCAGGUUUGGUAUUUUAUAGUCUCCACUACAGUCCAUUUCUUAUAUCUUCAAACUCUGUUUUAAAAAAAAUAAUAAUAAAAAAACCAACAAAAAAUAAGAUGAUUUAGAUAUAAAAGCAUUUGUUUUCUGUUACCCCAAAAGGUUUUCUGUAACACUACAUUUUGUUCAUUGCCUUUUAUUUUUAUUAUGAAAUGUUUCCUUCUGUAUUUGUUUUGUGGAUGUCUAUAUUAUUAUUAUUAUUAUUAAUAUUAUUAUUAAUAUUAUUAUUAUUUGGAAUGGACACCUUAGCUCGACGUGUGAGUGUGUACUUUCUGCACCCUUUUUGUACUUGUCUAGCACUGCGCCUAGCGUUGCCCUCUAGGUGCGACUCGAUCUCAGGUCAAAGUAAAGGCUUUGCUUUCUCCACACAUUCUCAUGAUCGUCCUCUACUUGUCUCACCUAGUACCCCUAUCCCCUCUUCCUCAUCAUCCUCUUCCUCCUCCCCCUCUUCAUCAUGCUUUGUUGAGUCCAAUAGUGUCCUCUCUCCUUCCCUCUGGCCCCUCACUGACCUCUACGACAUAUUGUACCGGUUUCCCCUAGUGCCUCCUUUUGAAGUCAGGAUUAGUUCCAGUACACAAGAUAUUUACUUCAUACCAGAUCUGGUAUUUUAACCCAUCCAUUUCCUGCCUCCUAUAAGAUCAAUAGGGCUAUUUGGGUUGUCUUGUUUGCCUUAAUUAUGCCAACCAUCUCAAGCAUUUGAAAGCUGUAUGUUUUUUUUCUCUCUCUCUUUUUUUUUUUUUUUUUAAAUCAACACUUAAGCGUGAUACUACACCACUUCUGCUAAUGCUGACAUGUUCCUUCUUCUAAGUGAAACUGGUCUUAUUAUUUGUCUUCAUAAUCACUGCUUCUGAAAACCAAAUAAAGGAUGGGUUAAAGUCCAGGGAAGGGAACACAUUUCAAUGUCAUGUAUGGAAAAGGUCUUAAAUAGAGGCUGAAAAGUGUUUUGAAGGAUUUCUCCUCAUUUUUUUGGAAAUGUUGCUUGGUGAUUAUUAUUAUUAAUAUUAUUAUUAUUUCCUUUCUUUGAAGUUUUUUUUUCUGUAGGAGUGUUAUUUAUUUAUUUUUUUAUUUUCCUUUUGUGAUAUCAGUUUAAAUCACUGUACAAAUACCCCAUGAUUCAGUAUAAAGUUGGAUUUUUUUGUAUGUAUUUUCUUUGGUGUCAUGACUGGGGGACUUACAACUUUUUUUUUCUUCUUUCACAUAUAUAUCUACCUCACUCUUUUUAAAGUUUAUGUAUGCGUAUGGAAAACAAAUACAUCUCACUCCUUCUCAUCAGUUUUUACCGAAACCUCAUCUGGAUAAAACCACAGGGAUGUAGAUAAACCUCACAAAGUGGACUAGGGCCGGAGAUGGAAUCUCUGUGUGGAGGUUUACGUGUAAGUUCAGCCCACCAAUUCCUGGCAAAAAAAAAAAAGUACAUUUAUAAGCCUCUGAAUACAAAGGAGAACGUGUAUAGAGCGCAUGGGUAUGCUGUGAAAUGAUAAUAGCGGCAUUCAGUACUGUGUGCUUUUGUUCUGCAGAAUUAGUUGCAAUCUUCGUUGGUUGAUUAUACGGGAAAACAUGAAGAUAAUUUUAUCAUCAUGCAUUUAUUUUCACUAGUUGCAAUGUUUUUUUGCAGGUACAGUAUAGAAAAAUAUCUGAAAAAAAAAAAAAAAACCCAAAAACUUUGGGCACAACAUCGACAGACAUUCCAUCUCCACUGACUCCAAAUAUAUUGUCACAACUCAACUCCUCAGACACAGACAUUCAUUUUCUAAUCUUAAAACACAUUUAUAUAGAAACUAAACACUUAUCAUGGGAAAUAUAAAAAGGGAAAAAUGAAUUUAUUGACCUCCAAUAACUACUUUAGGUUUGUUUGUUGCAACUCACACAAAUCACUUGCUGUUUACCUGCCAGGUAUAAUACAGCAAGGUACAUAUUUCAGCAACGUUAUUUAUUCCAAACAGAAUUUGGUUAUGUAUGGAUCAGUUCUGUGAAUGUGAUUUUUGUAUGUUCUAAACUAAAUAUCAAAGUGAUGACAAAUCCACCUCCUAUAUGUUUCUUCAUGUAUUUGUUUAGCUUAUGUUGGACUCAAAGCAGCCAAAAAAACUUUCCUUUCCAGUUACCAAAAUGACUUAAAUUCAUCUGUUUUACCCCCUAAAAAUGGUUGUUGUUGAGUGAACACAAUCAUUUCUCCCAUCUGCCUCCACUGACUGAAUGCUAUGACAUUUUAGCUCAUUUCACUACCAUCAGGGUAAAUCUGUGACCAUUCUCUGGUAUUUUGAUCAACUGAAAGUAAACGUUACACACCUUUUCCAGCCUAUUGUACUGCUAUUAACAAUAUUGCUGCUGGUUUGGAAAAAAAAAAAAGUCAUCUCAGUGGAUCUUGAAUAUUAUCAGCAACAAUGUUGAUUUCAAAGCUUCCCAUAAAAUCUCUUUUCUGCUUUUUACUGGCGGUGGCAACAUGGUGAACACUAUGUCAGUGUAAGGGCUUCUGAGCUGGAGGCGUAAAAUUGGAAAGAAAAAAAUUGGUAAAUAAUUUGAAAUGUUGAAAUUAAUACCCCAAAAGCAAUAACAAAUGCAAACAGGCCAUGUUGUAACUUGUAAUCUGAAAUGUGGAUGGUUUGUUUCAGGUGCUCUUGUUAAUUUGACUUAAGCAAAUCAAAAAGUAAACAUCUUGAUCGCUGCUGAAUAUCACAUCGCUACACAAAUCACCACUGACUAGUAGUCAUUUCACAUAUCUGUGCAUUUCUUUUUUCAGUUUAAUGUAUGUUAUGAUAAAUAUAAAAACACUAUAUAUUUCAGCUCUUUCUGGAGUAGACACUACAUUGACCUGUUGUGAGGCGCAUUACUGUUGAAUUUCUAGUUGCAUUAGAUUACAAAUCGACAGCAUUUAAAUAAACACAUGGACAUAUACUGUAUAGGACAGGGACGUCGAGUAGAUUACGGGUAGCAUUUAUUAAACAGUAAACAGCCAGGCUAGAGAAUGAUGAUAGGCCUACGUUUACAGCUUCACACUAGUUGCUUUUUUUGCAUUUACCAGAUUUCCAGCAGUAACUAAUUUAAGAAAAAAGACAAUUCAUCUUAUUCAUCUUUAGCAUUUUAAUUCUCCAAAAUGUUCUUCGUGCAAACCUCAGGUUUAUGGAGGAUGCGUCAGUGCAUUCAAACUGCAAUAAUAAGUUUGAGGUUUAUCAUUUUCAUGCCGUUGUUAUGAUUUGCAUUCCUAUAACUUCAGCGGGGGCCUUGGUCUAUUAUUAUUAUUUUAUUAACUUUUAGCAAAAUCUCUGUGUUCAUUCGGUGAUUGAAGAAAUAAUCCAAACCUUCACUAGAAUCUGUCUUCUUUCAAGCUCUGUAUCUGAGGCCUCGAGUUUUUCACACCUAUAGCUGAGAUGGUGUAUUUUUGACUCACCGUCUCUAAAUGUGUAUCUGAGAAUUUCUUGUAUUUUCUUUUUUUCUGAAAUUUUGAAUAAAUAAAUGAAUGAGA